Messenger RNA from Danio aesculapii, 1519 nucleotides. RefSeq names its product ubiquitin carboxyl-terminal hydrolase 37-like. Gene Ontology annotation, biological process: G1/S transition of mitotic cell cycle; protein deubiquitination. The record is from RefSeq and is a predicted model, not a curated record. Gene Ontology annotation, cellular component: cytosol; nucleus. Gene Ontology annotation, molecular function: cysteine-type deubiquitinase activity; cysteine-type endopeptidase activity. The transcript is spliced from 13 exons. Lineage: Eukaryota; Metazoa; Chordata; Actinopteri; Cypriniformes; Danionidae. Bases 89 to 1090 code for a protein of 333 amino acids.
CGACGUCUCUUUAUCUGAAAUCAUCCAAUGCUCAGAGUUAAAAGAGGCGGAGCUGCAGAUUGAACUCCACACAGAAAAAGCUGUGGAGAUGAAGCCCUCUCCUUCUGUGUCUGAACACCAAACCUCCGAUCGAAAGCCUGAGGGGGGGAAAGCACAUGAAGACAGCUCUUUAUCUGAAAUCAGCGAAUGUUCAGAGUUACAAGAGAUGCCGACUGAACUUUAUACAGAUAUCUCAUGUAUUUAUGAUCUGUAUCGACCUCAAGCAUCCUGUGUACAACCUGGGCUUCCAGACAUAGAGGCCAUGUUCAGAGAGUAUUGGGUUUCAGAACUGAAGACUGAUCUGAAGAUUGAACCCGAUGACCACGAAGAACACUCUCCUUUGGGUCUUCCCAAUCUAGGCAACACAUGCUACAUGAACUCAGUCCUGCAGUGCCUCCUGAGUAUUCCCCCCUUCCAGGACGAUGUGCUUUCCAGCCAGGAUGAAUGGAGAGAUACAGACACGCUGCUCAGUGUGUUUUCAGACCUGUUUAUGAGCCGGCUGGACAACAGCAACACCAGCCUGAAGAUAAGGCUCUUGAGAAAAGUUAAAGGCUACAUUGAAAAUGACAGUGCGGAUUUCAUGGGAGACUUCCAGCAGGAUGCUCAUGAGUUCCUCGUGCUGUGCCUGUCCCAUCUGAAAGAGGAAGGCCAGAUCCUGAAGAUGUCCUUUCCCUCGUACAUUUGCCCCAUAGCCAAUAUGGAGUUCAAGCUUGAAACGGAGCGCACCUGUGUCAGUUGUGGUCUCCGGAAGACAUUUACAGAAGACGCAAACUACAUCUCGCUGGUCCUCGGCCAGAAUGCAAGUGUGUCGGACAGCCUGCAGCAGUACAUGAGCACAUCUUCAAUUGAUUGCAUGUGCUGCAAUUGUAACGGCACAAAGGCCUCUGUGACCCAGAGGUUUUUGAAUUUCCCAAGAGUUCUGGUUUUCCUGGUGUCACGCUUUGACAUCCUGUCUGAUUGUAAGCUGAGGAAUCCACUGAAGAUUACAGAAGAGUUGACGCUGUCCUCUGUUAAAGGAGGAAGAACCAGUCGACACCAGGGUGGAGUAUAGACUCACUGGAGCAGUCUCACACUUGGGACACAAAUUGUUUUCUGGACACUACAUAAGUCAUAUUCGUGAUCCAAGUGACGAUGGAUGGCUGCAUUGCAGUGACUUUUCUGUCAGCAAAACCAGCUGGGCAGAAGCGUCCAAAGAAAUGAAGAGGAACUGCUACAUGUUGUUCUACGUCCAGCGAUAAGCAGCAGUUUGUAGCUGACAGUCCUGAAGAGGCGGAGAACAGCAGACUGAGCUUCAGAAGGUCAAGAUUCAGAAGAUUCUGCCAAAAAAAAAAAAAAACCCUGAGACCUUCAGAACACACAUGAAGAGCCUCCUGACCCUCUUAUAAAGGAAUCACAGUUUGAAUGUUUCUCCACCCUUGCUGUGUAUGGAGGGUCAGGGAAAAGAAGAAUGAAAUUCUGGACAGUUUGGAACUGUAUGAGU